AUGGGAACCGUGGCCAUCAUGUUGUACAUCUAUGAACCCAAACAACCCAAAAUCAUUGUGACCAAUGCCUCUCUCACACAUUUCAAUUUCACCAACACCAGCAACGCACUCUGCUACAACCUCACACUCAACGUCGCCAUCCCUAACAAAUGGGUUGGCAUACACUACUGUGCCAUCCAAGUCAUUGCCAACUAUAGAAAGAAGACAUUUGCUUUGGUAAAUUUGGCUUCGCCACCAUUUUACCAAGGCCACAAGAACACCACCAUUUUGCAGCAUUUUAACUCGGAGACUGCUGCAGGGGUUUACAGUAUUGAUGUGAAGCUUGCUCUUAGAGUGAGAGCAAGGUACGCCACAUACACAUUGGGCGAUUAUGAGUCUGACAAGAUCAAUUGCAAGCUGAAGAUAUGGAAAGAUGGGGAGUUUAAAGCAGAAGUGAUUGGGGGACAUAAAGGCUGGCUUGUACUUGAUGAAGUGAGAGAAGUGAUCCAAAAAGUUGUGUGA
Prunus armeniaca (apricot) is the source of this 501-nucleotide messenger RNA. The record is from the annotation of a GenBank genome assembly. NCBI's taxonomy places the organism in Eukaryota, Viridiplantae, Streptophyta, Magnoliopsida, Rosales, Rosaceae.